AUGACGCCUGCGCCGUGCCACGGCCUCACCCUCUUGCAUGACGCCGUUGAGCCAGCCUACUAUGUUUUCAACGCGACCACACGGGCCGUCACCCGGCUGCCGCCUUGCCAAGACUCCUUCAUGGCCAUUGCUUGUCUCGGAUUCGAUUCCAGGAGGAGGGACUACAAGGUAGUGAGGUUGUUUUUCGAGAAACACUUCGGGGUUGAUAAUAUCAAGUGCGAGGUGUACGCCCUUGGUGGCGAGCACGGGGAUCGCUGGAUGCCGGCUGCCGGUGGUGUGCCCUUUAGGUUCUGCAAGUUUGCCGCUGAUGCGAUAAUCGCAACACGGAGUGAAGCUAAGCUGAUGCCGGUGUUCGCAGACGGAUUUCUGCACUGGGUUGUCGACUCGCCUCUUUUCCUCGCAAAGCCAAGAGCUGCCGUCUUAUCGUUCUCUCUCGCAGAUGAGACCUUUAGAUGGUUCAGGUCACCAAUCUUCGAGGUCCCAGGAGUGCACCUGGUGGAGCUUGAUGGCCACUUGUGUAUGGUCCGGGACCUCCGUCCCGAUACUAGUAUUAUGGAGAUUUGGGAAAUGCAGGACUGCAACUCUGGUGAUUGGACGUUGGCACAUCGUAUUGAUUUGUUACAACAUGUUCAAAGAGGUUUGACGGAGCCGCAAAUUAUUAGAGUCAUUGGGUCUGUUGGCAACUGUGGAUCAAGGAACAAGGUAAUCUUGGCUACAUCCAAACGCAAGGUGAUCACCUAUGACCCAGUAUCUGCAACUCUGGAAACCGUUCUUGCAAUCAGAGAAACUCAUUCACCUUACGAAACCAAGCAAUCUGCUCCUAGAGUCAGUUUAUUUAAAGAGAAUCUUGCUCCGGUGCACAGAACAAAUGAAGAGAUAGACUCGGGUUCUCCCCUGGCCAAGGCAACUAAGGAGAUCCUACUCCGACUCCCGGGUAAUUUUGCAGUGCAGUUCAAGCUGGUCAGCAAGCAGUGGCUUACAUUGAUCGAGAGUCGAAGCUUCAUGCGCUCUUACUAUGAGCAUAACAACAACAUAGACAGGAGGCCCAAGAUCAUGCUUGUGGGCAAGGGUGCUAGAGGUCUGGGUUUCAGUUUUGCUCCCAUGGGUAAAUUGCUUCAAGAGGCUCCUAGUCAAGGAACAUGGCUUGACACAAGGGUGGUUUGCUCCAAGCCUUGUCAUGGCAUGAACCUGUUAAGUACUGAGAGUGAGGACUAUCUCUACAACCCUUGCACAGGUUACGGCAGUAGAUACCACACUCAAGGGAGGCUCGCCUAUGUGCCCAACCAUAUACUCUCGAUGAUGCACGACAGUGUCCAUACACCAGAAGAUCAUGCUUUUGGUGUUGGCAACAGGAAUGUUGGCCUGGGGUUCAAUCAUCUGACACGGGAGCAUGUCAUUGUUCAAAUCUUAUAUCACUUGAAGGACUUUGAAUCUCGUCAAUAUUUAUUUACAUUCUCAGUAAUUGCCACUGGAUCGGUGCAAGACCACUUUCAGCCGCCUCUUCCUGUAAAUGACAUGCCACCAACCUAUCUGUCAGGAGUACUAUAUUGGAUGAGUGAACCAAGGUUAGGCCAGAGUUAUGAGAGGGCCAUUGUGUCUUAUAACAUUGCGACUAGGAUGUUUGGUGUCAUCUCCUGCCCCUCAAGCAUCGCAGUGUGGAGCAGCACAAGUCCAUCCCAAGCAUUUGUGGUAGAGCUUGAGGGGAUAUUAUGUGCUGUUCAUGCAGAUCCAGUUGCAGAUGAGUUGGAUAUUUGGAAGCUGGAACAUGGUCGAUGGGAUAGAGCAUGUAAAAUAUAUUUAGAAGACUGCCCAGGCUAUUCCCUUGGAGCAAAUGGUGUGGUUCCCUUGGCCGUUGACCCCAAGGAUGGGAGAAUCAUGCUGAACACAGGGAGGAAAUUGGGUCUUUAUGAUCCAACAAAGCAAUCGAUUGAGAACUUGUAUGAUCUUGAUGAGGUCUUGCAUGUCACAAGUUCAGAGCAGUCUCCACGCGUUGGAGUGUAUGAAGAUGUCUAG
Molecule: messenger RNA, 2013 nt
Organism: Triticum turgidum subsp. durum (durum wheat)
Lineage: Eukaryota; Viridiplantae; Streptophyta; Magnoliopsida; Poales; Poaceae
Source: the annotation of a GenBank genome assembly